Messenger RNA from Tuber melanosporum (Perigord truffle), 969 nucleotides. RefSeq lists its product as uncharacterized. The transcript is spliced from 6 exons. The record is from RefSeq and is a predicted model, not a curated record. Lineage: Eukaryota; Fungi; Ascomycota; Pezizomycetes; Pezizales; Tuberaceae. Bases 289 to 504 code for a protein of 71 amino acids.
AUAAAAAAUGACGUUACAUGAGAGAAAGCGAUUAAGUAGCAUCGCUGGUAUUGGUGAUUGUCGUAAACGCAAUUGUGAGGGUGAUUUGAGAACUGGUGCAGAAUAGACGAAGUGGGGUUAGCGAGAUAAAGCUUUGCGGAGCUCGGUGAGGCACCAGUGUGUGACCUCAUGAGCUUGAUUGUUUGACGGAAGUGGGAGUGGCCCUGCUUGUAUCACCUGUUACGCAUACUACUAGGCACCCCUAUUUCCACUUGAUGAAAUUCGCAAUCGAUCCCGCGCCAACACGUAAUGCAGGACCACUUCAGAAGCUGCCACGAGGGCUGCUAUCCUGGCAAGCAAAUUUGUCGCCUUAGUGACCAAUACAAUUGCGAAUACUUCCCGAGACCUUUUCCUACCCUCGAAGUUAUUACUUGUCUUUCAUCAGCGCCUUCCGCUCCCGGGAUUACCGAAUCAUAUUUGGUGAAUAUAUGGCAGUUCUGGGUUUUGUGCACUUUUAGCUUUUAAGUGACCUUCUUGGCUAACACAAGCUUGGCCACAAGGAGUCGGGGUUGUAGAAGAAUCCGGAAUUUGCAUACUUCACUAUGUCCCUCCGCCAAUAGCCAAACCGGCUUAUUCACGGCAUACCCGAUAAAGCAUUCAGGAUAGCACAUGUGAAGCGGACAGAGAGACGGCCCUCCCCGCACCGGGUCCGUCGAGCGGCGGACUUGGACGUCCCGUACAACCACUCGUACCUUGUUCUAACAAUAAUCAGUAAGGUUACAAAACAUUACUCGAUAGACAAACAGCUGUUUUCCAAGUCCACACCCCGAGAAGCACCACUGCACCGGCUCAGCCGAGUGGGCGAAAGCGGGCUCGCGGUUGGCCUAACGCAGGAAUAAAUUGCCAUGGUACUAUCUCCAGCCAGCCCCACCGUCGGUAGCACUUGCCCGCACACGAGCAUACCAUAAACACAAUGGUAUACGUCUUCCC